AGAGAAAUGAACAUGGCGACGAAAACUGGCGUGAAUGUAAAUGCAGGCACAAGAGCUAAUGCAACUAGUUUCCAGAAGAAGUCCCGCAGUAAACUCGUCUCCAUCUCAGGAACAAGACCGUCUGUUCAAAACGGGCAGCUUCUAGUGUCUACCGGGGUCACGUCACUUGAUUAUGUGAUAGGGGGUGGAUUAGCUGUUGGAACCCUACUGCUUAUUGAGGAAGAUAAAUAUGACAGCUACUCCCGCAUGUUGCUGAAGUAUUUCCUUGCCGAAGGUGUUGUCUGUGGCCAUUCUCUUUUCAUAGCUUCAUCCAGAGAUCAUCCGGGUGAUAUUUUGCAGGAACUUCCAGCCCCCUUGCUUGACGAGAUCUCAAAUUCAGAAGUGGAAAAAGAGUUAGCAAAUGCAGGUGAUUCUUCGACGGAAACGCAGGACUCCAUGAAAAUAGCAUGGCGGUAUCAGAACCUACCCAAAGUACAGACUACUCUGGCAUCAUCGUCAAGAUUUGGUCACUACUAUGAUGUUUCCAAAUCAAUGAGUACUGAUAUGUGUGAGGCAGCCACAUGUCACAGCUUCUUCCUUCCUAAUGAGCUGCCUUUGGAAUCUGCUGCAGAAUCAAGUAAUAUGAACAUGGGCUAUAUCAAGCUGCUGCGAUCCAUCCAGGGAGUCAUCCACAAGGAAGGAUUUGACGGAGCCGGUCCCCAGAACAAGCCAAGAAGCAUUCUCAGGAUCGGAGUCCAUUCGCUUGGGUCAGCCCUGUGGGGUGAUGAUGAUAUCUGUUGUAAAGAGAACCCAGAACAUGCCCACAGCCUGACGACAUUUCUGUACAGCCUGCGUGCACUUCUCCGAACAUCACUUUCUGUUUGUAUGGUUACAGUGCCUUCACACCUUAUCCAGAACAAGGCAAUUAUGGGACGCAUAACGAAGUUGUGUGAUACAGUGGUCAGUCUGGAGUCAUUCAGCGGCUCGGAGAGGGAAACUAACCCUCUUUACAAGGACUAUCAUGGUUUGUUACACGUGAAGCAGAUUCCUCAUCUCAACAGUUUAAUGUGUGAAGUUCCUGACACAAAGGAUCUUGCCUUUAAAUUAAAGAGAAAGCAGUUUACUAUAGAGAGACUGCAUUUACCUCCAGACUUGUCAGACACAGUGAGCCGUUUGAGCAAACAGGACCUGGCAGAGUCUGCCAAACUCCUGGGAUUGGGAUGUGGCACCACGGCCACAGGCAAGAAGCACCUGGACUUCUAGUGGUUUCUAUUUAACCAUUUAACGAGCAAUUUCAUUUGUAAACAAGCUCUAAUGUGUUACAAUCUGAUGUCUCGGCAGUAAAACAGACAAACACAAAACAGUGGGCUCUUCGAUUGGCAACAGAUUAUUUCACUGAAGUGAUCAACGUGAUUGCCUUUAUUACUUCCCAAACUAUAUCCAAAUGUUAAAUCCAUUGUAUUUAGCAGCAUUUUUGAAUGCUUUAUUUUUAAAAAGCACAAAUUGUUACCCAUUUCAUGAUUAUUAUUUAAAUAUUAGAUGUGUUGUUUACUGCUAAGUUUGUUGUUAGAAAUGAAUCUCGUCUUGGUGGCUGCAGAACAGAAACAUCCCAUUUGCUGAUGGAAAAAUGUUGUCCUAACUGAUGUCACAAAGUUGCAUGGCUUGUGGAAACAGCAUUGCACAGAACAAUACACAGGACAAUCAAAAACUGUUAACAUCAAUACUGUCGUUUGUCUUAUGUUUUUAAUUUCUAAAAAAAGAAGAAAGAAAAAGCUGGAAAAUGCAGAUUCACUGGAAAACAAAAGCAAAGGCAAGAUUGAAACGCCUAGCAGGAACUAUACAUGUGCAGUAUAUACUAAAAAUGGGCCUUAAAAGUGUCAAACCAUUUUUUGUUCAUUUUGAACUGAUAUUAAAAGACAGUAUAUACA
Polyodon spathula (Mississippi paddlefish) is the source of this 1907-nucleotide messenger RNA. It is a transcript of the gene elp4, whose product is annotated as elongator acetyltransferase complex subunit 4. The transcript has 10 exons. The record is from RefSeq and is a predicted model, not a curated record. Gene Ontology annotation, biological process: tRNA wobble uridine modification. Bases 7 to 1242 code for a protein of 411 amino acids. Lineage: Eukaryota; Metazoa; Chordata; Actinopteri; Acipenseriformes; Polyodontidae. Gene Ontology annotation, cellular component: transcription elongation factor complex; elongator holoenzyme complex; cytoplasm.